Molecule: messenger RNA, 6922 nt
Organism: Chlamydomonas reinhardtii
Lineage: Eukaryota; Viridiplantae; Chlorophyta; Chlorophyceae; Chlamydomonadales; Chlamydomonadaceae
Exons: 6
Coding region: 99-5246 (1715 amino acids)
Biological process (GO): regulation of mitochondrial mRNA stability; mitochondrial RNA processing; chloroplast rRNA processing
Cellular component (GO): ribonucleoprotein granule; mitochondrial matrix
Molecular function (GO): RNA binding
Source: RefSeq, a predicted model, not a curated record
GACUCUCUUACACACACCUUCUUCUUGUAGCCGCUUCGGAAUGAAUUCUGUGGUGCAAGUUUGUCAGGCUUGAGAAUUCGGCCGCCGACACAGCGGAAAUGGAGAGCCUGGGCCAGCUGCAAACGCUGAACAUGCAUACCAAGAUUAAGAUGCUCCUUCCAGGGUGGCCUUCUCGGCCAGCUCCCCUGGUUCAGGUUCACAAACCGACGGCAGCGUCACAGCCAGCCGCUCCUGCACCAUUGCCCACGUCUCAUGGCAUGCAGCGCUCCCCAGCGCUUGCGGCCCUGCCCAGCAACACUGAACCGGGGUUGGCGUCUCCCGCCGCAACUACAGCCGCAGCACGCAACUCGGAGCAGCCUAGCAAUCAUGCAAGGCCAGGGAGCACGAGACCCAGCAGCCGAGCUCCUGUCGCCUCUUCCAGGCCCCCCGCGCCACGCUCGGUUCUGGGCGAAGUUCGCGGCGCGGGGCUGCAGCAGUGGGUGGAGCUGGUGCGCCUCUACAGUGACCCGGCGGGCGCGGAGGACGCGGCUGCAGCAGCGGCCGGCACAGGGGCCAGGCGGCGGAAAGGCUCUGGCCUGGGGGGCGUGUUCGCUGCUGACGCACUCUUCCGUGCCGCACACUUUGUUGACGGCGACGGGAAGCUGCACUCCAAUCCGCUGGAGUCGUGGCGCACACACAGCCUGGCGCCCAAGGCAGCAGGUGCAGCCGUGGCAUCAGCGGCGGCAGCGGCGGCCAACAUUGCGGACUUGCCUCGCGGCGCGCCUGCGGCGCAGCUUAUCGACGCAGUGGCCUUCUCGGAGCUGGUGCAGCAGUUGCUGCCUGACGCGGCGGAUGCGGCUGAGGCCGGGCAGCUGGGCUCGGUGCGUGGCGCCCGGCUUCUCUGGGCGCUGGCUAAGCUAUCGGCUUCGCCUGGGGCGGCCGAAAGCACAGGCGAGGGGCCGGGACAGCCGCAACGGGAACGGCAAGGCAAGGGGCCGACCAUCAGUAGCGCGGCGCCGCUGCCGCGGGCUGCGAUGCGGCAGCACGGCGAGCGCUGCGCCGUGGCGCUGGCGGCGCAGCUGCUGCGUGAGGCUUGGCAGGCGCAGCAGCAGCAGCCAGGCGCAGCAUCCGGGGACGCACCAGCCCCUGCGCCACUGAUCCCUACUGCUGCAGGGCCAGCCCGUGCCAACACGCCCGCCACCACCACCACUGCUGACGCCAGCUUCAUGUCCUCGGGGCGGAACGUGGUCAUGGUCAUGUGGGCCCUGGCCCGUCUGUCGGCGGCCGGCUUCCUCCCUCGCAGCGCCGGCUCCAGCUCCAGCGGCAGCUCCGCCGCUGGCGCCGGCUCCGUCCACCACGGCGACCUGUGGCAGGCGCUCAGCGCCGCGCUGCUGCCCUACGUGCCAGGCCCGGCGUCAUCGGCCACAGCUGCAACCGCCGGCAGCGGCUUGCCGGCCCGCGAGCUCAGCAACGCGCUUUGGGCUCUGGCCACGGUGCGCAAGUGCGGCGCGGCGGUGUUUCCGGCGCUGGUGGCGGCCAUGGAGGCGCACCUGGCGGCGGCAGGCGCGGCACCCGUCGGCGCUGUGCCGGUCGCGGGCGGCCGCUGCAAUGCGCAGGACAUCGCCAACACAGUGUGGGCGCUGGCGCGCGCGGGGACGGACCCGGAGGCGCGCGUGAUGCGGCUGGCUGAGGGCGCGGUGCUGCGUGCGGCGCCGCAGCUGCGGGCGCAGCACGUUGCCAGCCUGCUGUGGUCAUUCGGCGUGCUGCGCUACUCGCCCGCGCUGCGCCCCCAGGCCCUGGCCGUGCCGUCCGGGAGCGGUGGCAGUGAUCGAGGUGGCGGCAGGGGCAGCGGGCGGGUGGCGGAUCUGUACAGUGUGCUGGGUCAGCGGGCGGGGGAGCUGCGCAUGUGGUGGAGCGGUGAAGAAGACCAGCUUGCGCAGGUGGUCUGGUCGCUGGUCCGCAUGCACGAGCCGCCGGCACGGACGCUGGUGACGCCGCCGCUGCUGGCCGCGGCUGCAGAGCGCCUGGCUGCGGGCGCGGCGCGGCUGAGCCUGCGCGAGGCCGCUAUGGUUGCGUCGGCCUACCGGGACGCACGCUUCGCGCACCCACCGCUCUUCGCGGCGCUGCUGAAGCGCGCUUGCGAGCUGCCCGAGCGCGAGCUGGGCGGGGCCGGCGAGGGGCCGGAUGCGAGCGCCAGUGGGGGCGGCGCGGGCUCGCCCCACGCGGAUGUCAGCAUUGCGCUGCUGCUGCGCGGGCUGGCCUGGGCGGGGGCCUACGACCCGGUCGUCUACACGCGGCUGUGCUCCGCGCUGCGCCGCCACCACCUCGCCGCCAUCUCGCCGCAGCCGCUGGCCAUGACGCUGUGGGCACUGGCACGCGUGCAGCACCGGCAGCCCGAGUUCCUGGCCUCCGCCACCUUUGUCGCCACCGCCAUCGUGGGCCGCUUCCGCGGCGGCGAGCUCGCCACUGCGGCGCUGGCGCUGGCGACGCUGGGUGUCCGCAGCGCCGCGUUCUUCGACGCGGCCGCUGUGGCGCUGACCACGCUCCGCGGCAGCGGCCGUGGGCACAUGUCCCAGGAGCUGGAGGCAGCUGGGCCUAAGGCAGCGGCGGGCCGCGGGCGGGGCUCGCUGGUGCCGGGGGAGGCGCCGCUGGGGCGCAGCGUCGGCAGCCGGCGUGGGGCCGACCCAGAUGAGGCCGCGGAUGAGGAGCUUGACGCGGGCAUUGAGGCGGGCGAGGAGGAGGAGUACGAGGAGGAGUACGAGGAGGUGGAAGGGCGUGCCGCGUCAGUGCCGGCGCAGGCGCGCAGCGCCAGUUCAGGCCGGCGCGGCAGCGCGCGGCGCGGUGGGCGGCGGUACUGGCUGUCUAAGGCCGUCAACGAGGCGGCUCAACGGGACCGCUGGCGGCUUGUGGAUCUGCUCAAUCCGCAGGAGCUGGCCAACGUGAUGGCGGCGUUCGCCACCUCGGGCCACGUGGACGAAAUGCUGUACUACCGCGCGCAGGUCCGAGUACAGCGGCUGCUCAAAGCCUCCGGCUUGCUGCGCAAGGAGGCCGCCUCCGCCUCCGCAGCCGCCGCCAUGACCACGCCCUCCGCCGCAACAGCCGGCUCUGCCGCCUCAGCAUCUCCCACAACCGCCUCCGCCUCCGCCUCCACGGCACAGGCGCUGCGCGCCGGCGACCCCGUCGCCGCACUGGACAUGUCCGCCGCCGCCGUGGUCAAGCUGCUGUGGGCCUUUGUUGCGGUGGGCGCCACGCCGUCGGAGACGCCGCUGUUGUCGGACCUGGCGGCGCGCGUGCGGCAGCUGCUGUGGCGCCUGGAGCCGCGCGACAUCGCCUCCCUGGCGUGGGCGCUGGCCACGUCGCGACUGGGCCUGGAGGGCUGCGCGGACCUGCUGGACCGGGCGGUGUCGGCGGCGGGCACACACGCCCCGGCCUUCAGCCCGCGCGAGCUGGCCACGGUGGCCUGGGCGGCGGCGAGCUGCGGGCGGCGGGAUGACCGGCUCAUGGCGGCCUGCGAGCGCGUGGUGCUGAGCUGGAGCCACGGCCAGGCGGCAGAGCACAGUGCGCGCACGGCCGGUUGCAGGGGCCAAGAAGGGGCGGCUGAGGAGCGGAGGAGGAGUUUGCGGGGCGUGGGCGCAGGCGACCGCGUGGUGGCCAGCAGCGUGGAUGAGGACGAUGACGAGAGCGGCGGCGCCGCCCUCUUCCCGGGGCCGCUGCCAGGCGGUGCCGGCGCUGCGGAUUCGCGCCCAGGCGGCGCCGGUGGUGCCGGUCGCGCAGCGGCAGGCCUGACAUUGCAGGUGCUCUCUGACGUGGCUUGGUCGCAUUCGGCGUUGCGACUGUACCGGCCCCAGCUGCUGGCGGCUGUGGGGUCGGCGGCGGCGGGCCAGCUCAACGCCGCCGCUGACGCGCUGGCGCGACAGCAGCAGCUGCAUCUACAGCCGCAGGUCAGCGGGCUGCUGGCCCCGGGCAGCGGUGACGAGGCGGGCAGGUUGACGGCGGCGGCGGCGGAGGCGCAGCUGACGGCGCCGCAGCCCGACCUACAACACGUGGUGGCGCUGUUAGAAGCCUUCGCCGUGUGGGCGGCGGGAGCAGCCAGCACGGGGGCAGGGACGAACGCCAACGGCGCGGACACCAGCGGCGAGGAGGGCCAGGCCAGCUGCUACGACGACGCGUUGUUCCGGGCCGCAGCGCGGGUGCUGCUGGCGCGCGCCGACGAGCUGACCAACGAGGAGGUGGUGACGGUGGCGUGGUGCUGCGCCAUGGUGCUGCACCAGCUGCCGCGGCCCGCACCCGCGCCCGCGCGUCCCCACAACCCGCCAGCCCACCAGCAGCUGCAGCACCCACUGCAGCAUGCACAUGGCGGCGCCAAUGCCGGUGUUACCGGCGCUGGUGCUGACGAGGAGGCGGAGCACCCGGUGGUGCUGCUGCUGGGCUCGCUGUCGGGGCUGCUGGGUGGCAUGCGGCCCGACUCCUUCCUGCAGCCUGAGCUGGUGCAGCUGGCGCAGGCGAGGGCAGCCAGCCGCGAGUACGCCGCCAGGGCCGGUGCUGCUGCAGCCGUGCCGGCCGCUGCUUCUACUGCCGCCAGCACUGCGGCGGAUGGAGCUGCUGCUGCUGCUACAGCUGCAGUCCAGGCGGUUCCGGAGGGGCCGCUGCGGCUGCCGCCGGCCCUGCGGGACCGCCUGGCGGGCGUGUGGGGCGCGGCGCCGGCGGCGCGCACUCGGCGGGCGGUGGUGGAGCUGUGCGCAGCGCUGCAUGAGGCGGGGUUCGGGGACGUGUGCAUGGACGCGCGCUGCGGCCUGAGCCUGGGCUCAGCACUGGCGCAGGCGCAUGGGCCGUACCAGGGGCAGGAGGAGUCGGAGCUCGUGCCCGUGGAGGUGGCGGCGCUGGCGCCUGCGGUAGCGGCGGCGGCGCGGGCGCAGGGUCUACCGCAGCCUGGGCAGGGGAGGGUCGGGGGUGUUGGCGGCCGGGGCGACACACACUACGCGUUCCUGGUGGCCGGGCCCGACCACUAUGCGGCGGGGCAACCGGAGGUGCUGUGGGGAGCCCACGCCGCCCGGGCGCGCAUGCUGGCAUCGCGCGGCUGGCGGGUGGUGGUGGUCCCGCUGCCGACCUCGCGGCGGCCGGCGGCGCGGCGGGGUGGGCCAGGGGCGAAUGAGCGCGGCAGCGAGGGGGGCGGCGGCGGGCACCAGGUGGCGCGGGAGACGCGGGAGCACGUGCUGGGCGUGCUUCGGGCGGCUCUGGGGUCCUUGGCAGGCGGUGACGCGCAAUAAAGUAAGCGUGGUGGUGUGUCUUGCCGUGUUGCCUAGGGAAUAGUUCAGGAAGCGCUGCACCAAUCAAGCGCCGCUGCACAGCAUGUCGGUCCCGUUCUUGGUAGAGGAUCACCUGGUGUAUGUGAUGACGGUAGUUCGUUGUCAAUAAGGGCCCGCAAUAAGCUGCAUUGUUCGCACCGCACAGUAAACGCAUCAAGUAAGAAUGACAGCGUCGACAGCGACUGUGGAGGAGCCGAUGUCGUACGUAGACGGCGUGAUGGCGAGCCGUAUGUGGCGGUAUAGUAACAACUGUUGUGAUGGCGUCAGGGAGGGCUGGCACGGGGAGCAAGACUUGGAGACAUAGUAUGCUGAGGGUAAGCAGCAUGCUCGCUUUCCCAAUGUGCAUAUCGUCUGGUACUAUCGUUGGAAGCGAACACAGGGCCAUGCGCUGCUUUCCUGAUCGUCUACAGUGCCCUCCACGCAGGGGUCGUAUCUUGUCUUCGGGGUGAUGUCUAGCUCCAGACAAAACCGGCCGGGUAGCCGCCGUCUUUUGUCUGGGCACAUGGCGGUUUGGGGGCUUCUCCAUAGGAAUUCGGACAAAACCGGCCCCAAACCCGGGCCAACAAAGUCUCGCCCCAGACAUUAGCUCCUGGAAGGAAUGUCUAGGAAACGGCCAAAAUGGCCGAUUCAUGUCUGGAGACAUUAAGAUAGGAGCCCUGCCUCCACGAGUGCGACAUGCCCCCACGGUAUAAGUGCCAUCUGUGGCUCUCGCCAAUGCCGCGUCCCCACACGCCGAAGCCAUGUGUUGAGUUUGCGCCUAGAACAGACGACCACUCAGGACGGUGUAUUUGUUUGGGCGGGCGAAGGUGCAGGUUUGGGCGGGGGCAGGUGAUCGUCUACAUAGAAGUGAUUGAGUUUUAACACUCCCAAUGGUUUGCAUUCUUCAUGGUCUCAUGCUGAUUUCGUUGCGUGCCUCGCGAAUGCAGGCAGGUAGGUACGGAAAGGCUCGACCCCGGGAGAAGGCCCACGGGGAAGGCCUGGAUCACCGAUGGAUCCUGAUGUGCAGCUGGUGCGUGCCGCAUUGAGCCGCAUCCUUAUAGGGUAUGGUGCACAUCUAAACCGUCGACAGGGCGCACGGUGUGCAGUGCUGCAGCCUGCAGGUAGGGAGCGUCGCAGCAAAGCUUCGGACGGUUGGAUUGCGGAAGGGCGGAAGGUUCGGUGGUAGUGGCGCAUGCAUGUAAGCGGUGUCAACAGCCUCAGGUGCGUGCCGCACCUCUUAACAGAGCGCACGGUGUGCUACUGUGCUGCUCUAUGGCGUGAUACCACCCACAUACGCAUGACGUUGAAGCUGUGGGGCAUGAUAGUCUCGCGUGACGAAGAAGGAUGGUAGUAAAACUGUGAGCGCGGCACGAUGCAUGCAUGGCACGCAAAUCCGCUGAUCCAUCUUCCUGUCACAAAUUACAGGCAUUUUGCUGGACCAGCUGUUCUUUACUUGUGCGCACAUAUGAUGGAUUGCGCCUCAACGCAGAAGUUUAGCCGAGUUUACGCGAAACCUUCUUCCUCGUUCCAGCGCUUUCCUUGGCCAAGUACCAGGGACUUGACCUUACGAACAAGCAUCCAGCGAACAUGACAAUUAACUGGCUGCUUGGACUGCAGAAGAGUUGUGCGAAAGCACACAUGAUUCCUUUCACGAGCUC